Molecule: messenger RNA, 3984 nt
Organism: Penicillium canescens
Lineage: Eukaryota; Fungi; Ascomycota; Eurotiomycetes; Eurotiales; Aspergillaceae
Exons: 5
Coding region: 1-3984 (1327 amino acids)
Biological process (GO): astral microtubule depolymerization; mitotic spindle assembly
Cellular component (GO): spindle microtubule; microtubule organizing center; cytoplasmic microtubule
Molecular function (GO): microtubule binding
Source: RefSeq, a predicted model, not a curated record
AUGGAGGCGAAGGCUUCAGAGCUUUUGGCGGCCUUCAAGAACCCCAACCUCUCUGUUGAUUCAAAGGUCGCCUACUUAACUAGUGUCAAGUCGGAUAUCAAACAAAAAAAUGUCCCAGAGGGCGCCAUUCCUACAAUUUUCGAAACAUUGCGCCUCGCCAUUAGCUCCCAACAUUACUCGGUUUGCGGCGCUGGGUUUUCUACCCUCGGCCACCUCCUGAAGCGCCUCACCAUCCAAGAUCAGCAGCAAUGGAUCGUCAACCAAGCUCGCAACUUGUACACCCUCUUGUUAGAACGUCUAAACGAUCACAAAGAACGGAUCAGAGCCCAGGCUGCGUCAAUCUUCACCGAUCUGUGGCCCGUGGCAGGCAGUGAGGUCGAGUAUUAUGUUCUAGAGGUCGCAUUGAUCGGGAAAAACCCUCGAGCCAAGGAAAUGAGUAUGCUUUGGCUGUCAAAUAUGACCAAGAGCCAUGGCUUGUUAUAUCGCCAACACGUUCCUUCUCUGGUUGCGUGCUUAGAAGACGCCGACAGUGCCGUUCGAGAUACGGCCAAGUUGGUCGUAAUCGAGCUAUUUCGCUCUGGACCGGCGAGAGCAAAAUCUGAUCUGCAGAAGCAAAUCACGGCCCGCGGAGUGAGAAAAUCUAUCGCAAAUGCUAUUCUCACGGCCAUAGGCAUAGGUUCUGUUGAACCUGAGGCUGCUACAUCUACACGCCCAAUUUCUCGCGCUGAACGCCCGAUCUCAGUCAUGUCGUCUCGUUCACACGCCGUGGACCAACCCGAGGAUGAAAUGGAGCCGGUCAAGAGCCGCCCAGCCUCGAGGGCACAUCGCGAACGACCGACUGCCCCUUCGGCAUCUGCAGAACCACCAACCUAUCACCGAUCUCAUACGCCGGCUGGUGAGCCACCGGCUCAGAAGCCAUUACCUGACGAUGAUGGUCUGGAACCAUUUGACGUAGCUUCAGCUAGGGACGUUGAUGAUCUUGUGCGGGACAUGCUCCCCUGGUUUGAGGGGAGGGAGUCCGAAGAUAACUGGUUAAAGCGUGAAAAGAAUGUCAUUCUUUUCCGGAGGAUUACACGAGGCAAUGCGCCGCAUGACUUCACCCAGACCUAUAUCAAUGCCACAAAGACACUUCUUGAUGGUAUUUUCAAGGUAGUCAACUCCCUUCGAACCACAAUGUCUACCAAUGGAAGUCUCCUAAUCCAGGAUAUCGCCCGCACAUGUGGUCCCAGAAUCGACUCGAUGGUUGAGAUAAUCAUGCAGAACCUGAUGAAGCUCUGCUCAGCGUUGAAAAAGAUCGCUGCUCAGAACGGAAAUGCAGCCGUUGACGCAGUCAUUGGAAAUGUAUCCUUCAGCAUUCGCCUUUUGCAGCAUGUAUCCUUUGCCUCUCAGGAUAAGAAUGUUCAGCUGCGUCUAUUUGCCACAGGAUGGCUCACAACUUUGAUCACCCGACAGGCUCACCAGAAGAGCGCGGUUGAACAUGGUGGCGGUCUCGAUCUCAUCGAGAAGGCUAUUAAGAAGGGUCUCGCAGAUGCCAACCCUGGUGUACGUGAGGCAAGCCGCAGUACCUUCUGGACCUUCUUCUCUGUGUGGCCUGAGCGUGCCGAUGCGAUAAUGAAUUCUCUCGAUGCCAAGUCACGGAAUUUACUUGAGAAAGAUUCGUCGAACCCGAACGGUGGCCCGAGGCCCGCUUCUGUAUUGCCUGCGAAGAGCCCCGCCAAGAGUCGUACGGCCCUCCAAGAAGCCAUUGCUGCCCGCAAGAAGGGUCAGAUGCCUUCUCGUCCCGAGUCAGCUCAACCAGCCUUCCCUGAGGCAAAACCACAGGCUGCUGCCAAGACUACUCGUACUGUGCCCACGGGUGCUCCCCUCUCUUCUUUGUCAUCGGCACCUAUGCGACCUGGCAUGAAGCCCCGACGGGCAGAGUUGAGUCGUCCUGCAACCGCAGAUCCAUACGCCCGUCGCCCCGAGUCACGAGCUCAAUCUACCAACAACAGCUCUGCCGGUAAACCGCCGACUAGCUCUCCUCGUUCUGUGAGGUCUAAGCCAUCGACACCGAACACGAAGCCUCUCACAGCUCCCCGUAUUCGCCCCCAUGAGUCGAACCCGAAUGGCACGGCGAAGGGUAGACCUAAGAAGCUUGAUUUAUCAAAAUCCAAGUCUCACAACGAUCUUGGGGCAGCCAGUUGUGCCCGCAGUGAUUCGAAUGACAGUUUGACCAAUCAUUCUUCUGCAAGAACUCCUCGAACCCCUCGAACCCCUCGCUAUGACAGUCAUCUUAGUGCAUCCGAAGACCAAUAUUCGCCAGUCCAAAGCUCGCCAGUAUCUGCUGUGUUCGGUAGUCCCCAGUUGUCUGCCUCACAACCUAUGCUGCACUCGGCGCCGGAUGGCCCUCAUGCAAGCUCAGUUCCCGUUGAUGAACCGGAGCCAAUGGUGCUUGAGCAAUAUGCUGAGCCUGCUGUUAUGCCACCAUCACCACGGAUUGCCGAGCCAGACGUCGCUGCACCCAUUGAUCCGCAUUUGAUUCCUGUCCCUGAAUCUGUUUCCAAGCCUCUUCCGGACUCAAUGGUCAUCUAUGAGGAUCCUGCCACGCCAACAACACCUACGACACCUACUCGGGCCCAGAAUGAACUAUCCGGGAAUGCUCACUCGAUUGGCCACCUUACGCCUUCAAGAUCUUCCAUCCCCAUGCGUUCUCCCAUUCGCCCUCCCGUGCGUUCUUCCGUCUGCCCCGAACAGCCUGAACAGGACGUAACCGAGCCCGAGAACAUGUUAGAGGAUGCCCCGGCUUCAGUAAUGGCAUCGGCCAAAAAGCCCACCCCUGAUUUGGCACCUAGCCAUGACUCGGUUAUGAACUCUGAAGCCCGAUCCCCAUCUCCUACGCGCCGUGCACCGCUUCAACCAAGCCCAUCCCCAACAAGGGGCCGUGUUCAGCCAGCAGCUUCCAACAUCGUCACCGGGGUUGAUUCGAUGGAUCUUCAAGAUCCUCCUGUAGGUUCUCCCGAGACCCAUGGCAACGACGAGAAUGCAACUCCCCACACAGGCAAGGUUGUAGACUUGCCCGUACCACGAUCUGCAGCCAAGCCGACUGCUCUUGAGGAAGUGCCAGUCAAUGAAACAACACCCCGCUCCGCCGAUUUGAGAGACCGAUCUUUCGAAGCAAUGUCUCAAUCAGUCCUCUCCCACUCAACAACUUCCGACGACUCCCCACGACGCCCUCGGAAGUUCAAUGACCGUCACCGCAGCCCCAGCCCGCGGUCCAAAGAUCCAGUGAACGCGAGGGAGAUGAUUCACAAAGGCCUUGCCCGUAUUGCGUCAAGAACUAUGGAACCCUCAGGAUACCGGAAACUGCAAGCACUCUUCCAAUACCAUGGAGAUGAGAUCGUGCCUCGCAGCCAGGAAUAUAAUGCGAUGCUGGAGUCCUUGCUAGGCGAACUCGAAGCAGUUCCCACCAGCCGUAAGGACCACGACGUUAAGACCCAGGUUCUAGCCACCAUCCGGUCCAUGCUCCUGCGGACCCGUGAGCACUUUCACCCCUACGAUACCCGCGCGAUGUCGGCUUUCAUUCAGGCCCGCCAACACUACGAGUCCUCAUCCCACUUUGUCACCUGCCUGGAGGAAGUGACAGACAAAUUAGUCUUCCUGACCCUCCCCCAGACUGCCAUCGCCGGUGUCUUGCAAGCACUGGAUCUCGGCGACGAAGAAGAAAAUGACGAGACUCACCGCUCUAUUAUUAUGGGUCUUACCACUAUCCAGCAGUCUCUCUCCCGUCCCCGCGUUGAAAUCGCCGAUGACCUGCUAGCCAGCAUCGGCGCCGUCGUGAUGCAACAACUGGGACACCCCCGACCUGGUGUGCGCAAGAGCGCCACCGAGCUUUGCACAUUCUUGAACCUGACCUUCGGCUCAGAGCGUGUGCAGAAGGUCACCCAGGCCCCCCGCGAGGGAUCUCUCAACCUUCUUACUUAUUUCAUGGCUCGCCGAUCCCAGUAG